Anguilla anguilla (European eel) is the source of this 1246-nucleotide messenger RNA. RefSeq names its product chromobox homolog 1b (HP1 beta homolog Drosophila) (gene cbx1b). The transcript has 8 exons. The record is from RefSeq and is a predicted model, not a curated record. Gene Ontology annotation, biological process: chromatin organization; negative regulation of transcription by RNA polymerase II. The coding region runs from base 605 to 1237 and encodes 210 amino acids. NCBI's taxonomy places the organism in Eukaryota, Metazoa, Chordata, Actinopteri, Anguilliformes, Anguillidae. Gene Ontology annotation, cellular component: pericentric heterochromatin; nucleus. Gene Ontology annotation, molecular function: chromatin binding.
CGCGAUACGAGGUGGCGGGUCGAUGAGGCACUCGGUGCAGAUCUUGGAAGCAGUGGAUGUCUUUUGUUUCGUUAAACGAGAUUUGUUUUAAGAAAAUACAGCGUCGUACUAAUUUAUUCAUAGCAAAUUAGGUCAUUUCUGUAGACUAGUUAUUUCCGUAGACCGUCUUGUACAUUAAAGAUAAUUAUAAUUUUUGUAUUUGAAUGGUUGCUAAUACCACAAGUUAACUGUUUUCACUGUUAAACACAAACUGUUGUUUUAUUUUUCUAGCUAGCUAGAGCUCCUGACUGUGUUUGUGAACCAAUUCAACAUGGAGGAGUAGAAGCGGGUUGCUAACCCACCAAGCACGACACCAGAGAUUGCAUUAACGCGAUACACCUCAUCAAACCAGCCAGUUGAAUAAGUUUCGAGUGUUAAGCUACGUGCAACGUUGGUUCAUUACUCGUUAUACAGCCUCUUCUGGAGUGAGGCGUGUGCGAAUGGUGGUAUCUUUAUGCUCAUAUCAUGUAGCCUACAAGAAAUGCCCGUCUUCCAACAGGAUGUUUGGGCUAUCCAUUAACCGUGAGUGGAACCCGCUGGUUCCAUUGACUCUGCCCAGCCAAGAAUGAGCCAGUCUUCAGAACCCCCUAAUGAUGCUCCCACUGUUACAGAAGCCCCCCAGUCAGACACCAAGCUGGCAGCGACCACAGGGAAAAAGCAGAACAAGAAGAAGGUGGAGGAGGUGGUAGAGGAAGAGGAGGAGGAAUAUGUGGUGGAGAAGGUUCUGGAUCGACGAGUGGCGAAGGGCAAGGUGGAAUUCCUUCUCAAGUGGAAGGGUUUCUCAGACGAGGACAACACGUGGGAGCCAGAGGACAACUUGGACUGCCCAGACCUGAUUGCGGAGUUCCUGCAGUCCCAGAAGAGUGCUCACGAGCCCGGCAGCAAGAGGAAGGCCGACUCAGACACAGAGGGAGCAGUGGCCGGAGAGGAGAGCCGACCCAAGAAAAGGAAAGACGAGCCAGAGAAGCUCCGUGGGUUUGCUCGAGGUCUGGACCCAGAACGCAUCAUUGGGGCGACCGAUUCCAGUGGAGAACUGAUGUUUCUCAUGAAAUGGAAGAAUUCAGAUGAGGCGGACCUGGUACCGGCCAAGGAGGCCAACGUGAAGUGUCCUCAAGUGGUCAUCUCCUUCUAUGAGGAGCGGCUGACAUGGCACUCGUACCCAACUGAAGAAGAGGAGAAGAAGGACGACAAGAACUAGGCGAGGGAU